Molecule: messenger RNA, 2796 nt
Organism: Candida albicans SC5314
Lineage: Eukaryota; Fungi; Ascomycota; Pichiomycetes; Serinales; Debaryomycetaceae
Exons: 1
Coding region: 1-2796 (931 amino acids)
Biological process (GO): phospholipid transport
Cellular component (GO): endoplasmic reticulum; ERMES complex
Molecular function (GO): lipid binding
Source: RefSeq, a predicted model, not a curated record
AUGGGGCUUGUUUAUUUCUUAUUUGUUUAUGUACUAGGUGGAUUAACUUUCUUACCUGGAUUGGUUGCCCUAUAUUUUUAUCUCGCCCCAAAAUCAACCUUAUCUGAUGAUAAUGAACUUGACGAAGAGAAACCAUCUGGUGAACUAGAAGAAAAACAUCAGUCUGGUUUAGAAGCAUAUAAGAGUGGAUGGAUAUUUGUCACUCGUGAUUACAUUGAAAGUCCCGAUGAAAUCAAUUCAAAUACUCAACUGAUAACCGAAUCAAAUGAUAAUAAAUCGGCUUAUUCGGCAUUAUAUAAAUUGGUGAAAGACCUGGCAACCAAAAAAUUCAAAGACAAUUCCCAACUGAAAAAGCUUCAACCAGAAGAGAAGAAAUUCCUUGACCAUGACGAUAACGAUUUAGAUGAAUUGAAUAAAGAUACAUUUGCGUUGCCAAAGGAUACCAAUAGUCCAAACCCAAAAUCGUAUAGCCACCAUCAACGUCAUGAUCCACAACCACAACAUAAUCACCAGUCGCAAAAUCAACCACAACAACAAAUUAGAUCAUCACAGAAGAAGCAUCGUUACUUUGCUGUUUUAAAACAUGGAAAUUUGUUUUUAUACAAAGAUCAAACUUUAAAAGAUGUCAAGCAUGUGAUUGUGUUGGCACAUCAUUUUGUCAGUAUUUGGCCUCGAGAUUUAACUGAUGCCCAAUUAUUUACAAAAUAUUCAGCUCUUGCAUUAAUCAACCCUAGCAAAUUGACUGACACACCAUUUUCCACUAAUGACACUUUUAAUUCAACUGUCAAUACAUCCAAUGGGACAGAAAUUUCUUCAUCAACCAGAUCAUCACUUUCAUCUCGUACUACAGAUCAACAACAGAACCUGCAACAGCAAACUAAUAACAAUGCCCCACCAGGAACAUUUUUCAUUUAUUGUGAAAACAAUUGCGAUAAAGAAGAUUGGUAUUUUGCCUUGAUUAGAGCCAUGAAAUUAGAAAAAUCUGAACUACCUGAUAUCUUGAAUCCAGAAAAAUAUGCCGAAACGUCACAUUUUCAAACAAAAGAAAUGAUAAAUUUAAUACAAACAUUGUAUAGUUCAGAAGGUCAAUUGCAAACCAAAUGGUUGAAUGCAAUUAUCGGACGAUGGUUUUUGGCAAUGAAAAAUACUAAACAUUUUGAAGAUUAUGUUUACAAAAAAUUGAGUAAAAAAUUAAAUAAAAUCAAAAAACCUGGGUUUUUCAAUCAGUUUGAAAUCACUGAUAUUCAACCAGGUAAACUGGCCCCAUUCUUCACCUAUCCAAAAUUGAAAGAAAUCAACCCAGAUGGGACAGUUGUAGCUUCAUGUUAUGUAACAUACAAUGGUGGAUUAUCGGUAACAAUAGAAACCAAAGUUGAUUUAACUUUUGGGACCAAAUUCACCAAUAGAGAAGUUGAUUUAGUGUUGAAAAUUACCUUGAGCAAAUUAGAGGGCCCAAUGCUUUUUAAAUUGAAACCACCCCCAAGUGGCAGAUUUUGGUACUGUUAUGAAUUGGACCCUAUAGUUAAUUUUAAAAUUGAACCACUUUUAAGUUCAAGAACGUUGAAUUUCAAUUUCAUUACCAAUUCAAUUGAAAAGAAAUUCAAAGAAGCAAUUAAAGAAAGCUUGGUUUAUCCAUUUUGGGAUGAUAUUGUGUUUUUCGAUAGUUCAGAUCAAUUGUAUCGUGCUGGAAUUUGGAAAGAACCAAAAAUUGACAAAGACGAAACUACUGCCCUGGAAAAGGAAAAUACGGAAAACAAUCAAACUGAUAAUGAGUCCGCUGGUGUCGACGAAGAUAAUUCGACAAAUAAGUUUGAUGAUAUUGAUGCAAAAUCAGAAUUAUCAACGAGUUCCAGAUCAUUAAGAAAUGGCAAGUUUUCGAAUACGUUAACUGAUUUAACUAAGCGUAUGAAAAAAAAAUCUUCACCAUCAUUAUCUAAUACUGAAGAUAGCUUAUCGGUCAAUACUAAUAACACUGCAAGUCUUAGUGCUAGUAGCGCAACCCUUAACAAAACUCCAAGCAAACUGGAUCUAACGGCAUCGCAAUCUCCAAACACCAAUUCAACACUUGUUUCCAGUACAUUUAAAAAAAUUGGUAAAUGGUAUUUCAAAGAUGAUGGAUCUAGUAAAAAGCAACAUGAUGAAAAAUUAGGUUAUACUCCUCCUGAAAUGAUAUCAAGUAGACGAGCUCCUAGAAAAUCGUCUAGUUCAAUGACGUUGGGAUCUGAUUCUACUCGUUAUACAUUAGCAACCGAAGACAACAAGGAUUUACCAGAUAUUGAAAGUGCUAACUCAACCAGUGCAUCAGUUUCCAACACUGCUACUACUGCACCAUCACUGGAACUUUCCAAUAAAGGUACUACCACCACUGCACCUGUAAAUGUUAUCAGCUUAUCCAACAAUUCUACAAUUCCAUCUGUCGCAGUAGGGGCAGAUGCUACAACAACAGCACCAGCACCAGUGGCAAACUCAAAGUUGACAUCGACGCCACUUGAUAAUCAAACCCCAUCAUACAACUUCAGUCGACUAGAUAAUAAUAAUGAAGAUCUUUCAAUAUUUAGUGUUGCAUAUCAGAAUGCUGCUCAAAUAAUUCCAUCACUGACUCCACCACCAUUGCCACCACGUGAUAUAUCAGAUAAUUUGUCUAUUAGAAGUGGAAGUUUGGUUGGUGAACCAACCAUCAGUUUAUCUCAACCAAAUUCUCCUAUACGAACCAAAACAUUAACUAGAAAACCACCGCCACCAAAAUCUCCAUUACUACACGCCCAUUCUCCAAAUCAAGAUAUAAAAGAUUUAUAG